Molecule: messenger RNA, 453 nt
Organism: Ambispora leptoticha
Lineage: Eukaryota; Fungi; Glomeromycota; Glomeromycetes; Archaeosporales; Ambisporaceae
Source: the annotation of a GenBank genome assembly
AUGGUAAAGAAAGAAAAGAGUUUUAAGGAGUAUUUGGCUAAAAUAGAGGAUCCUAAAUAUCAAGGAGGCUCAUGGGAUUUGCCCGAAAAUGCUUCACCAUUAGAAAAAAGUAAGUAUGAUCUUUGCGAGAAUAUUUUGGCUUAUAAACAAGACAAUAAAUUAACAAUAAAAAAAUUGUCUCAACAACUUAAUUUAAGUGAAGCAGAAACCGAAGAUAUUUUACAUUAUCGUAUUGGUCAUUUUACUCUCGAUCGUCUAAUGGGUCAUUUAGAGUACUUGGAAAAAACUACUAGCAAAAAAAAGGACAAUUAUGUGAAGGAGGCUCUUUAUCGUCAUUUAGAAGAUAUCGAAGAUUAUGAAAUUGCGGUGAAAAGUUUAAAAGGUAAUGGUAAAACUUAUACUUCAAAAGAGGCAGAAAAAAGGCUCGAAGAGUUGAGAGCCAAGCAUGCGUAA